GCAUCCCGGUUUGACUUGACUCAGGUCCUGCUGUGUGGGGUUACAUGAAGGAUGUGAUGGACAGACGAUGGAGGCCGCGUCCUAUUUGACGUCGACAUAAAUAAAAACCGUUUGCAGGUAUUCGUUCGUGUCCGAGCCGAGCUGCUGUUCGGAACAGCACCAUGUUGGCCAGGAAAGGCCUCCUGCCCGACGGCUUCCUGCUGACCCGUCUGGCUGAGGACCAGAACCGCCUGAACCGCAGCCGCUCCAGAUCUCAGAAGGCCCGCUUCAUCACCAAGACCGGAUCCUGCAACGUGGCUCACAAAAACAUCAGAGAGCAGGGUCGCUUCCUGCAGGAUGUCUUCACCACCAUGGUGGACCUGAAGUGGCAGCACUCCUUCCUCAUCUUCACCUCAGCCUUCCUCUGCUCUUGGAUGCUCUUUGCUAUGAUCUGGUGGCUGCUGGCCUUCGCUCACGGAGACCUGGAGCCCCGUGAUCCCAACGGCGAGCUGGGCCCGGGCCCCGUCCCCUGCGUCACCGCCAUCCACUCCUUCACCUCAGCCUUCCUCUUCUCCAUUGAAGUCCAGGUGACCAUCGGGUUUGGCGGCAGGAUGGUGACGGAGGAGUGUCCUCUGGCCAUCACCGUGUUGAUCAUCCAGAAUAUUCUGGGGCUGAUCAUCAAUGCCGUGAUGCUCGGCUGCGUCUUCAUGAAGACGGCACAGGCCAACCGCCGAGCAGAGACGCUCAUCUUCUCCAGAAACGCCGUCAUCGCGCCACGAAACGGCCGUCCAACCUUCAUGUUCAGAGUCGGAGACCUGAGGAAAAGUAUGAUCAUCUCUGCCACCAUCCAACUGCAGGUGAUCCGGCGGACGGUGACGGCGGAGGGUGAGGUGAUCCCGGUGUCCCAGCUGGACAUCCAGGUGGAGAACCCUCUGAGGAGUAACGGCAUCUUCCUGGUUUCCCCUCUGAUCAUCAGCCACACCAUCGACAGAGGAAGUCCUCUGUACGAGGUCUCCGCCCAGUCGCUGGGCUCUGAGGACCUGGAGAUCAUAGUCAUCCUGGAAGGCGUGGUGGAAACGACGGGGAUCACCAUGCAGGCUCGGACCUCCUACACUCCCGAUGAGAUCCUGUGGGGGAGGCGCUUCGUCUCCAUCAUGACUGAGGAGGACGGACGUUACUGCGUCGACUACUCCAAGUUCGGCAACACGGUUCCUGUCAGGAUGCCAUCUCUCAGUGCCAAGGAGCUGGACCAGACCAGGGGCGUCCAGGAGGGCGGCUCGGAUGCCCACCUGCAGGGCUGGGGCUUGGUCCGGGCCGGGAGGGGAGGCUUCCGCAGAGGGGGCCGGACCUGCGAUAGCUCCGCCUCUCAGCCCUGGUACGCCCAAUCAGAGAAAUGUGAGAAAGAGGUGGAGGAGAGAGGACAGAAGAAAACGGUGCAGCUGGAAGUGAUUGGACGACAGACAGAAGAGGACGGAUUGGGAGAGAUGAGCGAAUGAAAACCAUGAAAAAAAAAGUAAAUUGUGUACAGUAAAUAGGAUGUCUUCUUCAGGUCAUCCCUCAGGUGAGCUGGGGGAUACUAAAAGUCACCGUAUUCACUUUCCUGCCAAGAGGUAGUUGUUGUUGUUUUCACACAUAUUUUUGUACGUAUUACACAAACGAGAAGGUGUUAAUUACUGAGCUUCAGGGCUGCAGGCUGGUGGAUUGUCUGUAGUUUUAGCUGAUUUGUCCUGGUUGUAGUAAUGAUGAUGUAGUAAUGCUAAGCUAAGCUUACCAGCUACAGACCCGAGAGUGGAAUCAAUCUGAUCAUGAGGCACAAGAAGAGGAUUUCAGUAAAUGUUGCCUGCAGCACACAACGCCCUGCAUGCUCAGCCUGCUUAGUAACCAAGUGGUCUGCUGAUCAGUUAGAUCCCACGUAAGCUUCAGUGCUUACUGUGCUGUUUGUGAGCCAUCUGAAGGCUGCUGUUGUACGAUCAGUCACAGAUGGGUUUGAAUCCUGCAGCACCCGAUAAUCACUGGGACAUUUGCUGUUGUUUUUCUCAGUUGUAGAUGUAUGAAAUAUCUCAGUGUUUGUUAUUUAUGUUGAAAUAAAUCAGCUUUUUGUA
Molecule: messenger RNA, 2081 nt
Organism: Scatophagus argus
Lineage: Eukaryota; Metazoa; Chordata; Actinopteri; Scatophagidae
Gene: kcnj11l
Product: potassium inwardly rectifying channel subfamily J member 11, like
Exons: 6
Coding region: 162-1475 (437 amino acids)
Biological process (GO): potassium ion import across plasma membrane; regulation of monoatomic ion transmembrane transport
Cellular component (GO): plasma membrane
Molecular function (GO): inward rectifier potassium channel activity
Source: RefSeq, a predicted model, not a curated record